This is a messenger RNA of Schistosoma intercalatum, 5226 nucleotides long. NCBI's taxonomy places the organism in Eukaryota, Metazoa, Platyhelminthes, Trematoda, Strigeidida, Schistosomatidae. The record is from the annotation of a GenBank genome assembly.
AAUCUGAUAAUAAAAUUUUAUCAAUAUUGUUCCACUGUUUAAAUAAACCGAUAGUGAUAUGGAAUUGUAGCUUGUUGUAUAUAAUGGAAUAAUACAAAGAUUUUAAUGGAGUGAUUUAAACAAUUUUAUCGUACUAUCCAAUAAUUCAUGAACUAAAAUUAUUCACAUUUUGGAUUGUACAUUAUGGAUAUAAAAGAUUUUCAAUUCUAAUGGCUUUAUUGAAUAUGUCAUGCUGUCUUUACAUUGUUGUAUUAUAAUACUCACACUACAGACAAAAUUGUUUAUAUUAUUCUCAUUUAUGUUAUGCGUUAAAACGAAUUUUAUUAAUUAUGGAAUACAUUUAUUACAUGCCGAAUCUUUUGGUUCGUCAUCAUCAUCAUCGUCACUAUCAUCAAUAUCAUUGUUACGUACGGACAGGUCAAAAUUAAAUGUAUAUACUGUAGAUUUUAUGCUUCCAGACGAAUUACCUCAAGGUCAUUUUAUUGGUAACAUUCCAAAAAAUAUUCCGAAUUUUCCAUUUUAUAAUAUACUCAAUUCCUCAGUUAGUACUACAUUAGUUGAUUCCAGUGGAUUUUUAUUACAAUUAUUUCGUGUAACAGAUAAUGGUGAUUUUUAUACACGAACUUUAAUUGAUCGUGAUAGUCAGGAUCAUUUAUGUGGGCCAUUAAAUUGUUGUCAUUUAAUUGUUUGUAACUUAACAGUAGAUGUUUUAUUUUUUCAUCCAAUUACUGAAUCAAUUACAGUGCAUGUAAAUUUGCAAAUACAUGAUGCUAAUGACAAUUCACCUCAUUUUACACAACAGACAUUUUCAUUAUGGAUACCAGAGGAUAAUCGACUUAAAUAUACUGAUUUAGAUAUUCAAAACAUGCAUAAAAUAAUAUAUGGAUUACCAUUAGCUACGGAUAUUGAUUCUGCACCAAAUGGUGUUGUACAAUAUCGUAUACAUGGUAGUUUACCUGUCAUAUCAACAUUCCAAAUUUAUAGUAAUUUAAGUAUUGAGAAAUUAGGUCUUUUAAUUAAACCAGGUGUUUUUCUUGAUUAUGAUAAUGUAAAUCAACGAAUAUUCAAACUAAACAUUGAAGCAGUUGAUGGUGGUCAUCCAGCUAGAACUGGUCGAAUGCUUGUACUUGUACAUAUUACAGAUGUAAAUGAUAAUAUACCUGUAUUUAAAAAAUCUAGAGAUUCUAUAACUUUACUAGAAAACACUAUGUUUGAUGAACCAAUUUACACGGUACAGGCUACUGAUAUAGAUUCAGAUGAUAAUGGUCUUAUAAAGUACACCUUAUCAUUGACAAACCCAAAUACUCUUUCAUCUGUUAUGGAAAAAUUUACAUUUCAUUCCACCACUGGUGAAUUAUAUUUACGUAAUGUUUUAGAUUAUGAGACAUUUCAAGAAAGACAAAUAGACUUAUUAUUCAUUGCUUGUGAUACCGGUGACCCACCGCUUUCAUCAACAGCCCAGUUAACAAUUUAUUUACAGGAUAUCAAUGAUAAUCCACCACAAUUAAUUAUACAGUUGAAUAAUACAAUUAAGGAGAACAGUGAACCUGGUCAACUUGCUCUACGUCUUAUGAUCCGUGAUAAAGAUGAAGUAUCACGUGACAUGGUCACAUGUCAUUCGGAUCAUUCAAAUCUGCACGUUCCAUUAAAAAUGUCUAUAUCUGAUGAUAAAACAAUGAUAACAGUCAUUACAAAUGCAACGAUUGAUUAUGAAUUAACGCCGAGAUUAUAUUAUACAAUAACAUGUUUAGAUGAAGCUAGUCCAAAACAAAUGAGGCAAUUUAAUCUUACAAUUUCUAUAGGUGAUGUAAAUGAUAACCCACCAAAAUUCAAAUCAUCUACAUUUGCUCCAAAAAUAGGUCAUUAUAAAAUUUUAUUAAGUGAAGCUGAGCCAGUUAAUCAAUUAUUACUAAUUGUAACAGCUGAAGAUUUAGAUAGUGGAGAAAAUGGACGAGUAACUUAUAGUCUAAUGGAAACAGACCAUAAUACAGAAGUACCUACUGUUAAUGCUUUACAAUACUUUAAAAUUGACAGUCAAACUGGUAGUAUAUUUCUAAUUAAACAGUUAGACUAUGAAGAAAAUGACUUAUUACGUUUUAAAGUAUUAGCAGAAGAUAAUCCUAGACCAGCAGAUGGUGUACGUUUGAGUUCUGUGGCUACAGUUAUUGUACAAAUAUUAGAUGUUAAUGAUAAUGGACCAAAACUAAUUAGUUCAGACACUUUAAGUAUAACUGAACAUUCACCAGUUGGUACAGAUUUAGGUUUAUUAAAAUUUACUGAUCCUGAUACAGGACCUGGUGGUCAAAUAGCACAUAUCACUUUGAUUAAUUCAUUCUCACUAACUAAAACAGAUGAGAAACAUUCAAUACAGAAUAAAUGUAAUAUUUUCAAUGAAGGUAUUCAUUAUUUUAAAUUAACUGAUAAUGGCCAUUUAUUAUCGAUACAAUCGAUUGAUCGUGAAGAAUGUUCAAUAAUAUAUUUACCUAUUUAUGCAAUUGAUCGUGGUCUACCAAAUCCAAUAACAAGCACUACAACAUUAACAAUACAUAUACUUGAUAUCAAUGAUAACAUUCCAAUAAUUGAAAAACCAAAAUUAGGUGAAACAUUAGUUUAUCAACCAAUAAAGUUAAUCGAUUGGGAUAGUUUAUCAUUUUAUCAGUUAACAAAUAAACAUGAUAAAAUUUUAAAUUAUAAACUACUGAAUAACACAUAUUUAAAACAAAAUAUUAAUAAUAAAAUGUCAAGAAAGUAUAUUUAUAGUAGAGUGGCAUUUCAAUUACAAGCGAACGAUUUAGAUGCUGGUGAAAAUGGACGUAUUACAUAUCAACAAAAUACUAGUUGUAAUGGUUCAAAAUAUUUUCAUUUAGAUGAAUUUUCUGGAGAAUUUCGUGCACGCUUUAUUGAUUAUCAGAAAUUAUCAACUCCUGAAUUAAUUGAAUCAGAUGCUAGACGUGGAAUUUAUCAUCUAUGUGUACAGCUGACUGAUAAUGGUAAGCCAUCAUUACAAACAACCACUUGGUUUUAUGUUCAAGUUAUUGAUCCAAUCAUGCCACCUAGUGUACACAAUAUAUGGCCAGCUGAUUCAGCAAAUGAUAUGGAUUCUUUAUUUUCAAAUUUUUAUAAUACAACAAAUUCUCUAUGGUCUACAGAUUAUUUUGAUACAUCAAAAUCGGAUGCAGUACGUCUACCUAUUGAUAUGAAUAUCAGUAAUAUUGUAAUUUCUUUGUUGUUGGCCAUUUUUGCCAUUACUAUUAUUUGUACAUUGACAGCUGCAAUCUUAUGGGCACGUACUAAACGACGAUUUAAAAGAGCACAUAGGAAAAUUGUAAAAUCUAACUGUACAAAUAACACCGUUAGUAAUGAUAAUAAUCUAAAUACAAAUAACACUACUAAAUCCAAAUUAUCAAACAAAAAUAAUAAACAAGAAAACAAUAAAACUAUAAAACUCUCUCAAAUAAGUUCAAAAUUCAAGCAUAAAAAACUGUAUCAUCAUACUGACACUGGUAGCACAAUUAACCAAAUUCAUAAUAAAAAUAAUUAUUAUGGUAGUUGUAGUAGUAUAUCCAGCAAUGAUAAUAGUAAUGAUACAUCUUGUAACGUGAAAGUUGACAAUCUGUGCAAACAAUUAACAACUAAUACUGAAACUGUAAAUACUACUACUGAUAAUAAUGUUAUUAGUAGUCAUAAUUAUGACAUUAAUAAAACUAAUAGUCAAACUGUUGUAUCUUGUAUAAAAUCUCCAAUAUUAUAUGCAUCAGUGAGACAUAAAAAUGAAUUUGAAAAAAAUACAUCUAAAAAACGAUUUUCUACAGGUUUAUUUCAUAGAAAUAAACUAACAAAUAUAAAUAGUGAUAAUAAUUAUGUAGCAUUAAAUAAAAUUCAUUAUACUUCAGCAUAUUCUGAAAAGCCUCAACAUUUACCACAAGAACAUAAACAAGUUGGAGAAAAUAAUACUCAUAUUGAUUCUGACAAUUCAUAUCUUUUACCCUGUGAUCUUAUUUCAAUCUGUCCUAAACACAAUUUCACUGAUAGUGAUGAUAAUAAUAAUCAUAAUCAUAAUAAUAUUGAAAAUAAUAAUAACAAUAAAAAUAGUUUUUAUACUAGUGAUACCAGUGAGACACCACCAACUUGUUGUUCAUUAAUGACUGUACAGUCAACAAGUCCACAAUUGAAAUAUUCAGAAAAUGAUAUUUUUCAUCAUUUUCAUUAUGGAAAAGAAACACUAUCAAGUCAACAACAUGAUCAAUUAUAUUCAUUGCCAUGUCCAACACAUUUUGUAACAAUAGAUCCUGAUAAUAUUGAACUUAGAUCAAUCAAUACUAUAAAUUCAAUAAAUGAAAGGAAAUUAAAUUAUCCAACUAAUCUACUUUCAGAAAGUAUGAUGACAUGUUGUUCAACAUUUCCCAUUGUCAGCACGUUAUCCAGAGGAUGUCCAACUCAUGGUCCACACUUAAUUUUACAUCAUGAUGAACACAGUAACUUUUCAUCACCGACAAGAAUUUACGCUGUCAGCUCGGUAUUAGAAUCAUUUGGUAAUUUUACAACGACAAUAACAACAUCACCUACUUCAACUACUACAAAAAUACUAACUGAUCAAACACAAACUGCAUAUGAAUUAAGAUUAGAACCAAUUUUAUCUGAUGUUACAUUAACAUCAACAACAUCGACCACAGAUGAUGAUGGUCUCGAUGUUGAAAACGGUGAUAAUGAACAUCGAAUAGAUAAUACAGGAACAAUCUCGUGGAUUCCUGUUUCAAUACUUACUGAAAAUUUUACUACACCUAUUCAUCAUUCAGACUUUAUUUGUAAUGAGAAUAAAUGACUUAAUACUAAAUAGGUACGGUUCAUUAUAGUACUUAUUAUUGAUAAUAUUUAAUGAUCUAUUUUUGCAAUUUCAAAACAGUAAUUAUUCCUCAGUUUAUAGAAAUAAUUAAAAUUUCAAAAUUAUUUAGGUAAAGUUUCAAUAUGUGAACAAUUACAUAUAAAUAUCCAGUAAGAAAUAAUUUCAUCACUGAUAGGGGAUAAAAAUACUUCUAGAGAAAGCAUUUUGAAACAACAACAAGAAAACAACUAUGGAGAGAAAACUGCCUCUAGAUUUAUAUAUAUAUACAAAUGGUAGUCCUUCAUUCUUUUUCUAAAAAAACAAAAGCAGUAUUUUUUCUUUGAUUAAUUCAUAUGACGUGAUGUAAACUAUCUUAUUAUGAAAAAAAAAUGACAUUUUGAAAA